Molecule: messenger RNA, 1672 nt
Organism: Sardina pilchardus (European sardine)
Lineage: Eukaryota; Metazoa; Chordata; Actinopteri; Clupeiformes; Clupeidae
Product: pancreatic secretory granule membrane major glycoprotein GP2-like
Exons: 10
Coding region: 71-1585 (504 amino acids)
Biological process (GO): neutrophil migration
Cellular component (GO): apical plasma membrane; cell surface
Source: RefSeq, a predicted model, not a curated record
CUCACAUUCUGUUAAAAAUGGCCAGGACAGACGGUUUUGGAUACUGGCUGCCCACGAAAACAGAAGGACCAUGGAUGCCAAGCUGUUGGUAGUAGGCUAUAUUCUUAGUCUCAUGACCCUUGUGUCAUCUGUUUCCGACCCCUGUAACAACUACACUGUCUUGGAUGAACCCUGGAGGGCUACCAACUACACUGAUGACUUCAAUCAUUGCGACAGUCACGUCUCCUGGCACGGCUGGUACCGGUUGCUCUAUCAUGGACAGACCAUACGGAUGCCUGAGAAGUGCCUAGGUCCAGAUGGAUGCGGCACCGCUGGCAAACUGUGGAUGAAUGGAACCCACCCCCAACCACAGGAAGGGAUAGUUACGAGGGAGAUGUGUAAGGCGACCCGUACCGACUGCUGUUUUGACAGAGCUCCUCCGAUUCAAGUCAAAGCUUGUCCAGGAGACUAUUAUGUCUAUCAGUUUGUGGCGCCCAAUGGCUGCAAUUAUGCUUACUGUGCAGAUGUGGACACCUUAUCCACAAAUGCUACUCCUACAUCUCCACCUGUGCAAAACACAACAGUCUCUAACCCUUGUGAUGAAGUCCACUGCACAGAAGAUGAGAUAUGUGGGGAAGUACAUGGAAUCUAUGGCUGCUUGUGCAGUCAGAGCCAUCACCGACGUACCCCAGAGUCAUUUGGUUUGGUUGCCACAUGUCACAAUAGCUCCUGCUGGAUCUCACUGUCCCGCUGCCUCCUCUUUGAGGCUGGCUUUCCUGCUCAAGUUCUACACCUCAGCGACGUGAACUGCACCGGCACAGUCCGAGAUGGACGGGUGGAGUUCCAUUUCAACAAUGACGACCAGAAAUGCGGAACUGUUCUAAAGACCAAUAAAACCCACUUCAUCUACAAGAAUUCUAUUCAGGGGACGGCCAACUCUGCAGAAGGUCUUAUUAUUAGCAGACAGAGACAACUGGGCCUGCAGUUUGUCUGUGAAUAUCCUAUAAAACAAAGUUCUUCCAUGAACAUGGCGACCCAUGUCUUACAAAGUGUUAUACACCAGACGCUGCCUGCAACACAUGGGACAUACCAAGUUCAGAUCACUCCAUAUAAGGAUGCAAAGUUCACACAGAAGUUCAGUGGCAAUGUGACGGGCCAACCUGAUGAGAUGAUGUGCAUAUCGGUGGACGUGGAAGGAGUGGACAGCCGCCAGUUCUCCAGUGUACUGGACUCCUGUUGGGCCACACCCGUCAAUGAUUCAACUUCUUCCAACAACUGGGACCUCAUCACUAAUCAGUGUCCCAACCCGAAAGAUGGCACGGUGAAGGUGCUGCAAAAUGGCGUGUCCACAAGCAGCCGUUUCUCCUUCAGGAUGUUCACCUUUGGUGAGGCCCCCUCUCCAGUGUACCUCCACUGUAGCCUUCAUCUCUGCCUUCUGGAGCAAGGCCAAAGCUGCAUCCCGAACUGUGACCUUGUCGAUCAGCGCAAAGGCCGCAGAUCUGCAGGCAAUGAAGACGAUAUCGUUGUUUCUUACGGGCCACUAUUCUCUGAUGGGAAUACAGAUGUGCUGGACGUCCUGGAUCCACUGUCAAAGAGACUCUCGUAAUCUCUCGUAAAUAUCUGUAAUUUCCAUACCCUGUCCUGUCUUUGAUCUGCAACCAUGACUUUUAAAUAAAGACUUUUGACAAGUAAA